Molecule: messenger RNA, 1376 nt
Organism: Suillus discolor
Lineage: Eukaryota; Fungi; Basidiomycota; Agaricomycetes; Boletales; Suillaceae
Product: galactose-1-phosphate uridylyltransferase
Exons: 5
Coding region: 116-1249 (377 amino acids)
Biological process (GO): beta-D-galactose catabolic process via UDP-galactose, Leloir pathway
Cellular component (GO): cytoplasm
Molecular function (GO): UDP-glucose:hexose-1-phosphate uridylyltransferase activity; zinc ion binding
Source: RefSeq, a predicted model, not a curated record
CAUGCAUCUAGAUCACACGCAUCAUGGAGUCUCUUGGAUAAACAAGCUUUGCUACCAGUCAUCGCGGCUCGUCGUUUGAGUCUGCCUUCGAAGUUCGACGCUUCUUAACAUCAGUAUGGAGCCCUUCGAUCCAACUACGCAUCCUCACAGACGCUAUAAUCCAUUGACUAACACACACAUUCUCGUCUCACCUCAUCGCACCAAACGUCCUUGGCUAGGUCAGACUGAGCCCACCGAGCCGUCAAACUUCCCCCAGUACGAUCCCGCAUGUUACUUGUGCCCUGGGAAUACUCGAGCGGGCGGUAAGGUGAACGAAAUGUACACUUCCACCGUGGUAUUCGAGAAUGAUUACGCUGCCGUUCUUCCACCCCCCGGACCUGUCACACCUCAGGCUGCACAUCCACUCCUGACUGUCGAGCCAAUUCAGGGCGCGUGCGAUGUUGUAUGUUUCCAUCCCCGGCAUGAUCUCAGUUUACCGACCUUAUCUCUGUUGGACGUGGAGAAUAUUGUGGAUGAAUGGACUCGUGUUUACAUGAGGAGGGGGACUGAGCCUGGCAUUGAAUAUGUGCAGAUAUUUGAAAACAAGGGAGCAAUGAUGGGGUGUUCCAACCCGCAUCCACACAGCCAAGUAUGGUCGCUUUCCACCGUGCCUACCCUCCCCGCGAAGGAACUUGCUUCUCUGCAUAACUAUGCAUCUACCACCCACGUACACUCUGGCGUUCCAACUGGGCCUGAUGGACAUGCGUGCCUAUUGUGCGAGUAUGUGCACCAUGAGCUGUCUGUUCCAGAAGACGAAGGACGCAUAGUCGUUACAAAUGAGCAUUUCGUUGCGCUUGUGCCGUGGUGGGCGUAUUGGCCCUUCGAAAUCAUGGUGCUCCCUCACAAACGGCACAUUUCGUCCCUUGUACAUUUCACAGUUGAUGAGAAGCACGCAUUUGCAGACAUCAUGUUGCGCGUGACGAAGCGCUACGACAACAUAUUCUCUUGCUCGUUUGCAUAUGCGAUGGGCGUUCAUCAACGACCACUUCCCCCACGUCGAGAUGAUGAUGGGAUGUAUGUGAAAGAUACAGACGAUAUUGCACAUCUGCAUGUGCACUUUGAGCCUCCACUCUUACGGAGUGCUAGUGUGCGCAAAUUUUUGGCGGGUUUUGAAGUUAUGGCGGAGCCGCAGAGAGACCUUACCGCAGAGCAAGCUGCCAAGACACUAAGAAAUUGUUCUGAAGUUCACUACCUCCUCGCUGCAGAGUAGUCACAUGAUAACACCCGCCUGGACAAAUGAUUUAUUUUAUAGAAGUUCUUCUCUGGCUAUUACUAUAGUCAUCAACAGAUUUCUGGUUCUUUGCCAUACUUGAAAAAUCAGAUAUGGCUAAAACAGC